Messenger RNA from Diuraphis noxia (Russian wheat aphid), 762 nucleotides. RefSeq lists its product as uncharacterized. The record is from RefSeq and is a predicted model, not a curated record. NCBI's taxonomy places the organism in Eukaryota, Metazoa, Arthropoda, Insecta, Hemiptera, Aphididae.
AAGCCAGUAGCGCAAAAAUAUUGUUGCCAACAGCGACAACAUCUUAAAUACAGUCCCUGAUUAACCUCUGCUUCCGGUUGCUGUAGUAAGACCACAGUCCUACACUGUAGUUCUAGGCAUUCAAAGAGGCACAGAAAUUAUAAGAGAUGAUCUUGGGUACAUGUACUAUAAGAAUAAAGUAACAGAUACUAAAAUUUACUUGUCAUGUUACAAAAAAAAAUUGGAAGGACAGUGCCAUGCAACUGCUCAUAUAUCUCCGGACCGCAACRAUGAUAGGUUGACACUGUCAAAGCGCCAUUGUCAUGAGUUCAACCUCAAUGUUCCACUGCUUCGACAGGAGAUAACUGAGAGAGUUUUAGAAAAAAAAACAAACUUAUAUACUCCACGUGGAAUUUAUAUGCAAGCAAUUGCAAACUUUCCAGAGGCUGCAGAGAACUAUACAUUUGUACAGAGUGUAGAGAGGAUGCGGCGUUUAAGACGUACGUUUUUCCCUCAGACACCACGAAACAUGGCAAACUUGCACGAUUUGUUGACGGCUGUAGAUAAUGAAUGUUUUGCCAUGACACUACAGAAUCCUCCUAACAGGUUUUAUCAAGGUCCAUUGCGAUAGAGGGAACCGUGAGUGGAGUGAUUUUUUGUAAUGUAGCCAAUAUAAAUGCAAUUGCACCCGAUUUGAGAAAUGUCYGAGUAGCAGGAUGCGAUGGCACAUUUAAAACUGUACCAAAAUUUUUAGAAAAUGACGCCUAUCAGUUAUUUUCUUUU